Messenger RNA from Melospiza georgiana, 1895 nucleotides. RefSeq names its product syndecan binding protein 2 (gene SDCBP2). NCBI's taxonomy places the organism in Eukaryota, Metazoa, Chordata, Aves, Passeriformes, Passerellidae. Gene Ontology annotation, molecular function: protein binding. The transcript is spliced from 8 exons. The record is from RefSeq and is a predicted model, not a curated record. Bases 1 to 954 code for a protein of 317 amino acids. Gene Ontology annotation, cellular component: cytoplasm; plasma membrane.
AUGGCAACACUCUACCCCUCCCUGGAGGACAUGAAGGGCCACCAGGUCCUGCAGGCACAGGCAGCAGCUGGGGUGAGGACCCCUGCCACCACAGUGGCCACAGAGAAGCCAAAGCUCACCUCUGCCACCACAGUGUCCACAGAGAAGCCAAAGCUCACCUCGGGCACCGACCACCCCUCGGUAUGUCCCUCAGAGCCUCCUGUGCUGUACCCCAACCUGGCCGAGCUGGAGAACUACAUGGGGCUGGCACUCUCCAGCGAGGAGAUCCAGAAGAACCUGGGCACGGAGGACAGCACCGCGCUGACCCCCGUGGGGCCCUCCCCAGGCCAGCUGGUGGCUCCCCUGAGCGGGCACAGCGCGGGGCUGCGGCGGGCAGAGAUCAAACCGGGCGUGCGGGAGAUCCACCUGUGCAAGGACGAGCGCGGCAAGACGGGGCUGCAGCUCAAGAACGUCGACCAGGGCAUCUUCGUGCAGCUGGUGAAGGCCAACUCGCCAGCAGCGCUGGUGGGGCUGCGCUUUGGGGACCAGGUGCUGCAGAUCGAUGGCAAGAACUGCGCGGGCUGGAGCAGUGACAAGGCACAGCGCGCCCUGAAGAAGGCCAACCCUGAAAAAAUCGUCAUGGUGGUGAGGGACAGGCCAUUCCAGCGCACCGUGACCGUGCACAAGGACAGCACUGGCCACGUCGGCAUCGUGGUGAAGAAAGGGAAGAUUGUGUCGCUGGCCAAGGACAGCUCGGCCGCCCGCAACGGGCUCCUCACCCACCACUGCAUCUGCGAGGUGAACGGCCAGAACGUCAUCGGCAUGAAGGAUAAGCAGCUCAUGGAGGUGCUGGCAGGGGCUGGGAACGUGGUGACACUGACCAUCAUCCCCACUGUGAUCUACGAGCACAUGGUCAAACGGCUCUCAUCAGGGCUGGUGAAGUCAUCCAUGGACCACUCCAUCCCUGACCUGUGACACCAUCGCUGCUGUUCCGGGAGCUGAUGCUGGAAGCCCGGCUGAGAGGACCCCAGAGCACCUCCAAAGGAGCUAUUCUGGCACAAAACCUCUUAUCCUGUCAGAGUCUGGUGGCUGCUGGGUGGUUCCUCCUCUCCUCAGCUGUCCUGUACCAGGGUCCCACUGUCCCCGUGUCCCUGCUUGGGCCACCCCCUCAGGGCAGAUGCCAAGGGCUGGCUCCAGCCGAAGCAGACACAGACCCAGCGACAUUUAUUACAUCCACCACAGACAGCGAGUACAGGACAGGGGAAACAAGAAGAGGGGGGUUACAGCUUUUUCAGUUCUGUAUUUAAAAAAUAUAUUAUAUAGAUUUGUCUUUCAAAUAUAGUCGUUACAUUUAUUUCUUGGCAAAGCUUUGGAUAGCCUAACAGACGUGUACACAGAUCCACAAAUACAUUGCACGAGAGGCGAAUAUCCCAGCUCCACUUACAUCUGCCCUGGUGGGCACUGCUGCUCCCCAGAUCCUUCCCCCAGCACCCGGUGCUGUGCUGGUGGCAGAGCUGCUGUCCCCACUGCCCCCCAGCACGGGCAGAGCGGGCAGAAGGGGAUGCAGGGGAGUGUGGGGCACGCAGGAUGGGGCACGCGCCCCUCUGGGGACCGCUGGACACCGGCGUGUGGAGCGUCACCGGCUGCCAGGGCACCCACGGGUGGCACCCACGGGUGGGGAGUGGGCCUGGGUCGGGGUUGGGGGGAAACACUGUUAGUUCAAGUCACGAAGAAACCACAGACAUUCGUGGGGUGGGAGUGCGGCACGCCCGGGGGAGCCCCAAGUCCCGCGCCCCAACAGCCCCGCUGAGCAAUCCUUGCUGUCUUUGUGUUUCAACAACAACAAAAAAAAGGCAUUUUUUUUUCCGGAGGCCGCCAGCAAAGCGGGGGUUUGGGCGGGCCGGGGCGGCAAAGGG